Molecule: messenger RNA, 2502 nt
Organism: Xenopus tropicalis (tropical clawed frog)
Lineage: Eukaryota; Metazoa; Chordata; Amphibia; Anura; Pipidae
Product: extracellular calcium-sensing receptor
Exons: 6
Coding region: 1-2502 (833 amino acids)
Biological process (GO): G protein-coupled receptor signaling pathway
Cellular component (GO): plasma membrane; cell periphery; membrane
Molecular function (GO): G protein-coupled receptor activity
Source: RefSeq, a predicted model, not a curated record
AUGAUUUGCUGUAAGGAACAAAGGGGCCACAGACUCAAAUGGUUUAUAUUCCUAAAAACACUGGCUUUGUCCAACAUAUCUAUUGAUAAAUGUUCCUGUUCCGACCUCAAAAUCGGCUGCACCCUACCCAGCGAGAGCGUCAAUGGCAACCUGAGCCGCCCUGGAGAUAUUGUUAUAGGGGGAAUAUUCCGGAUUUAUAUGAAAGCAACCUACAGCGAUUUCCGUUUCACCCGGAAACCCCUGGAACUAAAAUGUGAGGAGGUUUCCAUUCAGCAUUACCAAAGCAUGCAGGCCCUAAUAUUCGCUAUAGAGGAAAUCAAUGCCUCUCCUGAAGUUCUUCCCAACAUUACAUUGGGCUUUCAGAUAUUUGACACUUGCAUUACCAUAAGGCGGGCAGCACAAGGGACUCUUUCAUUGCUAUCGGGAGGAGAAGGAAUUACCCCAAAUUAUCACUGUCACAAAGGGGCACCUCUUGCUGGUGUCGUUGGUGACUCUGGGUCAACUCGAUCCAUUCUCAUGGCCCACAUCUUGGGACUAUACAAGUAUCCGCAGAUUAGUUAUUUUUCUACCAGCCCUAUUCUCAGCAAAAGGGAUCUAUUUCCAUCAUUUUUCCGUACCAUACCCAGCGAUGAGUUUCAGAUGAGAGGACUAGCCCAGAUGGUUGCUCAUUUUGGUUGGACUUGGGUUGGCAUCUUGGCCAAUGAUGAUGAGUAUGGCCAGUUUGGACUUCAAGUUGCAAAGCAGGAAUUAAUGAGUGGUGGUGCCUGCGUGGCUUUUACUGAGAAUAUAUUGACUGGGAAACCCAACAGAAAUGCUCCACACAUUGCAAAAGUCAUAAAUGACUCAACAGCAAAGGUCGUAGUCGUUAUCACCUCGAAUUCUGAUUUUUACAUUGUCGCAGAAGAGCUGUUGAAGCAAAACGUGACGGGCAAAAUCUGGGUUGCCAGUGAAGCCUGGUCAACUUCAGCAUAUCUCUCUAUAGAUAGGUUCCGGGCUUUGUUAGUGGGUACCAUUGGUUUUGCCAUCCAUAGUGGGCAGUUGCCCAAGUUUAAUAAAUACCUCAACAGUCUCCACCCAUCCAAAUACCCCCAUGAUUCCUACAUGGCUGAAUUCUGGGAGAAAGUUUUCUCUUGUAAGAUAAUUCAGCAGGAGAAUGUGGAUAAUACUACAAUUAAAUUCUGCACCGGGAAUGAAAAGUUGGAGAACUUCUUCAUCCAAGAUGAUCACAGGUCCUCCCUCAACCUCCUUCACUAUGUUAAAAAUGUGAAUUUUUUGGCCAAAGAUGGAAGCCACGUAUUCUUUGAUGCGAAAGGGAACCCUCCGGCCAUUUAUGACAUUGUCAAUUGGCGAGUAAAUCCCAGAGGAACACUGGAGCAGGUUACAGUCGGGAGUUAUAACCUGAAUGCGCCUGAUGGGAACAUUCUGAAUAUUGUUAGUGCUGAAAUUAUUUGGUUCAAUAAUGAUACUCAGGUUCCUGUGUCCAAGUGCAGCCCUAGUUGUGGGUCGGGAUUUAGGAAGGUGAUUGUACCAGGAAAGCCCCCGUGUUGCUAUGAGUGUGCCCGGUGUCCCCAGGGGCAGAUAUCCAAUCAAACAGAUGCUGUGGAAUGUCACCCAUGUUCCUGGGACACGUGGCCCAACCUACAGCAGGACAGAUGCCUACCAAGGCCUACAGAGUUCCUUUCCUAUGAGCAACCAUUGGGUUACAGUUUAGCUACUAUAUCUAUGUUCUCAUCUUUGACUCCAAUUGCCAUCUUGGGCAUUUUUAUACAUUAUAAAACAACACCAAUAGUCCGAGCCAACAACUACUCCCUUAGCUGCCUUCUCCUGCUUUCCCUGUUCCUCUGUUUCCUUUGCUCUUUAGGGUUCAUUGGUUACCCACAGCCUGAAAAGUGCCUUCUGCGCCAGGUGGCAUUUGGGAUGGUUUUUGCCCUCUGCAUCUCCUGUGUUCUGGCCAAAACCAUCACUGUUGUCAUUGCCUUUAAUGCAACCAAACCCGGCAGCAGGUUAAGGAAGUGGACAGGGGUGAAGGUCUCCUACUGUGUCAUUAUGCUUUGUGCCUUGAUUCAGACAAUUGACUGUGCACUUUGGCUGAUCUUCUCUCCUCCCUUCCAUGAACUUGACACUGACACACAACCUGGUGUGAUCAUAGCUAAUUGCAAUGAAGGGUCACCCACAGCUUUCUGGUGCAUGCUGGGAUACCUUGGCCUCUUGGCCUCCAUCAGUUUCAUUGUUGCCUUCCUGGCCAGACGCCUCCCUGACAGUUUCAAUGAAGCCAAAUUGAUCACAUUCAGUAUGUUGGCCUUCCUCAGUGUGUGGGUGUCCUUUAUCCCAGCCUAUCUCAGUGCCCGGGGCAUGUAUACUGUGGCAAUGGAGGUCUUUGCCAUCCUGUCUUCCAGUUGGGCUGUGGUGGGCUGUAUCUUUGUGCCAAAAUGUUACAUUAUAUUGUUCAGGCCCAACAUGAACUCCAGAAUACACCUUUCCUUUAAAGGCAAAGAGGCUUAG